CUAAAAUUUAUGAGAAGGAUUGCUCUAAAAUUUAAUAACUAUCACAAGUUCUGCAAUUUUCUAAGCAGUACGAUUUUGCUAUGGAGUUUUUAAAACUAAAUGUUUGUUUCUUGAUGUACUACCUCAACCACUAUCUUGUACAUAGAAAUAUAUAUCUUUGUUUCUAGUUUUUGGCUAUGCUAACAUCCUUGUCCAUUUUGAAUUGGUGUUGCUUUCAUCCAAUACAUCAUCAAAAUGCAUAAUAUAUUGUAAUCAGGAGAUUACUAAUGCCCAAUAAUUGAUGACGAAGGUUCUACAAUCUAUAAGAGUAGCAAAAACAGUUUCAUCAGUAAAACUGAAGGCGUUCUGUUUCCACCAUGAAUCUUCAAACCAUUUACUUCACAUCCAUUUUUCCAUUUUCAUUUUUAUGUUUAUGGCACACAAAAUAAUGAAAAAGAAAUCUGCCUCAACUCCAAAUUUACCACCAGGGCCAUGGAAGCUACCUAUCAUAGGGAACAUACUCAACAUUGUUGGCUCCCUUCCCCAUUGUCGGCUAAGAGAUUUAUCAGCAAAAUAUGGACCCUUGAUGCAUCUGAAGCUUGGAGAGGUUUCUACCAUUGUGGUUUCAUCCCCUGAGUAUGCUAAAGAGGUGUUAAACACCAAUGAUCUCAUCUUUUCAUCAAGGCCUCCAAUACUAGCUUCAAAGAUAAUGUCUUAUGAUUCUAAGGGUAUGUCUUUUGCACCUUAUGGUGAUUAUUGGAGAUGGCUAAGGAAGAUUUGUACAUCGGAGCUAUUAAGCUCAAAAUGCGUCCAAUCUUUCCAACCAAUCCGAGGGGAAGAGCUCACUAAUUUCAUCAAAAGGAUUGCAUCAAAAGAAGGGUCAGCCAUCAAUCUCACCAAAGAAGUGCUUACAACAGUAUCUACAAUUGUUUCAAGGACAGCCCUUGGAAACAAGUGUAGGGACCAUCAAAAAUUCAUAUCAUCUGUAAGGGAAGGCACAGAGGCUGCUGGAGGUUUUGACUUGGGAGAUUUGUACCCUUCUGCUGAAUGGCUUCAACACAUCUCAGGGCUGAAGCCUAAGCUUGAGAAGUAUCAUCAACAAGCCGACCGGAUAAUGCAAAGCAUCAUCAAUGAACAUAGAGAGGCUAAGUCAAGUGCCACACAAGGCCAGGGUGAAGAAGUGGCGGAUGAUCUUGUAGACGUGCUCAUGAAGGAGGAGUUUGGCUUAAGUGACAAUAGUAUCAAGGCUGUGAUUUUGGAUAUGUUUGGAGGUGGAACUCAGACAUCAUCUACUACCAUAACAUGGGCAAUGGCAGAGAUGAUAAAAAAUCCAAGAGUAACGAAGAAGAUACAUGCUGAGGUAAGAGAUGUGUUUGGUGGUAAAGUAGGACACCCCAAUGAAAGUGACGUGGAGAAUCUAAAAUAUUUGAAAUCUGUUGUGAAAGAGACAUUGAGACUGUACCCUCCUGGUCCCCUUUUGCUUCCAAGACAAUGUGGACAAGAUUGUGAGAUCAAUGGUUAUCACAUACCAAUCAAAAGCAAGGUCAUAGUCAAUGCUUGGGCAAUUGGAAGAGAUCCAAACCAUUGGAGUGAAGCUGAGAGGUUUUAUCCUGAAAGGUUCAUUGGAAGUUCUGUCGACUACAAAGGAAAUAGUUUUGAGUACAUACCAUUUGGUGCUGGAAGAAGAAUAUGCCCUGGCCUCACAUUUGGCUUGACCAAUGUUGAGCUUCCACUUGCAUUUCUAAUGUAUCAUUUUGAUUGGAAACUUCCCAAUGGAAUGAAGAAUGAAGAUUUGGACAUGACUGAAGCUCUUGGAGUAUCAGCUCGUAGAAAAGAUGACUUGUGCCUCAUUCCUAUCACUUUCCAUCCUUAGCCUACACAAGCUCUACAGUAAUUAGUAAAAAUAAAAGAAUUGAGAAUAAAGAAAACUUGAUAUCUAUUGUAUAUUUGUAUUAAUGUUUGAUCAGCAUGUUUCUUUACUGAGUUAAAAUAAAGAAAAGUGUAUAUUUGGAUAUC
This is a messenger RNA of Glycine soja, 1995 nucleotides long. RefSeq names its product cytochrome P450 71D9-like. The record is from RefSeq and is a predicted model, not a curated record. The coding region runs from base 281 to 1852 and encodes 523 amino acids. Gene Ontology annotation, molecular function: oxidoreductase activity, acting on paired donors, with incorporation or reduction of molecular oxygen; monooxygenase activity; heme binding. Lineage: Eukaryota; Viridiplantae; Streptophyta; Magnoliopsida; Fabales; Fabaceae. The transcript is spliced from 2 exons.